GGCAGGCGUUGGACCAGGCAGUCAGCCCUGCAUAUAUUUCCACUCUCUUUCUUACCAUUUCCACAAAAACACCUGAUUUCGACUGGGACCUCUGCUCUGCUCUGCUCUGCUCUCUCCCAUAUUUUACACCUUCAUCUCCCCACCUGAAUUCUGCUUUUGUUUUCUCUACACCUUUUUUUUUCAACCAUCCACAUAUAUAGCUGCAAUGAUUUUCACCUCGCCAUGGAUUUUCAAUAUAGUGUUUUGAGAGUUUGCUUAAUUCCUGUCACUCGGGGGAGUUACAAUCCCUGAUAGAGUAAUAGGAUACUCCUUAUCUUCAGAACAAGUCAGCUUUAACAAGGAGGAAGUUACUUAGCAGAAAUGGGAGCAACUUAUAGCACAGGAGGAAUCUUCCACAUACCAAAAGCACAUGAAGUUCUGGUCAUCUCUAGCGCAGGGAUUGAUGGCUUUAAGAUUGCUAGGUCGGGUGUUGCUUUCUGCCUCUGGCCUUUUCGGCUCUUGAAGUGGAUGCCAUGACUGCUGAAAAAAAUUCCAGUCAUCCUUCUGGUUGACUUCAUAGUUUGUCCAAAUCGUAAGGAGGUUGAGUUAUACAAGUAUGUCGAAAGUUUUCCUACAGGGGACAAAGCUAGUGUCAAGCAACUCGUUCAAAGUGUGGGUUGAUAGGGCAACCCGUGAAGUUGUUGCUUUAAUCACCCUAAGUGAGAUCUUUGCAAGAGCUUUAAGUGAGCAGGUUUUAGACAAAGUCAAAGAAGAGCUGAACAAGCGUGGACUUUGUAUCCACCUCUACAGUGUUAUUGAUUCUCCUGGACAGAAACCAUUCUCGUUAAUGAUCCAAACUAAUGAGAUGGUUGCAACAAGCUUAUUAAAACAAGUUGCUGCUGAACGAAAAAUGAGGGAAGAGGUUGCAGUGAAGGAAAUGGAAUCGAAGGCACUGCAACAGGCAGCCAAUCUUGAUGCAGAAGUGAAGAUGAACGCUAUGAAGUUGGAAUAUCUGAGAAAAAAAGGAGGAGAUCAAGCUAAAGACAGAAACUGAACUCCUUGCCCAUCAACUAGAGAUUUUGGUGUCUAAAAAAUUUACUGAACUCGCCAUACAGAAGGAAAAACGUGCUACCCUUGUAUAAAUCGCCAAGCUGAAUGCUGAAAAAAGAAUAGCUGCUGAGGAGGCAAGAUUACAUCAAGAAAUUGAGGAGAAGAGAGCUAUGGCCAAGAGGAAGCAGAGCAUUUCUGGGAAAAGAUAGUGGAAAAUGAGAUUAAAGGUAUUCUUCAUUAAGCUUAUAUCUCUAUUUACUACCUCUUUCGCCAAGAACCCUUUCUUGCUUGAUCAUAGUAGAGCGAACUUGACGUGGCCUUUUAUGUUGUCAUCUUGUUUUACUUCCAUUCAAGAUUUUUUUUUUUUUUUUUUAAAAAACUAAUUUAUGGUCAAUUUCAAGUAGUCAGAUGGCCUGUCACUGAAAGCAAAAAACUUGAGAUUUAUCUUCUAACUAUUUUAUAUGCUUUCUAUUUCAUGCUUCAUUUUGUUUCAUUCAUUAUCUGGUCUGGUAGUGAAUAUCCCAGUGCCCGCCAUAAUGUUUUCUGUAAAAAUAAGCAUUUUCUUUGCUGGUUUGUGGUUACAAAUACCACAGAGUCUAAGGGCUGAAGCAGACCUAACCAUCAAGUAAAACGCACUAGAGGCUGCUCUUUAUGAAAACAAAAAGUCGCAGAAGGCGAAAGAUUGAUGCUAGAAGCCGAGGCUUAUAGAAAGGAAAAGGAAGCGGAAGGACUGAUUGCUCUUUCUGAUGCUCACGAGGCUCACAUUCUGAACUUGCUGUCACUAUUUAACGGAGACUACAACACACUCAGAGAUUUCUUGGAGAUUUAUGAUGUUUAUUCAAGGACAUUGUCCAAGUAAAUGUUGAAUCAGAAAGUCUGCAACUAAAUAUUAGCCUUUGAACAAAAAGGGGAGUAGCAACUACCAACUGUUGAUAGAGUGUGAAAAUCGAAACUGAAAAAUCAUGUAGGAUGAAAGAAUUACAUACAUACAUACAUAUAUAUAUAUAUAUAUAUAUA
Oldenlandia corymbosa var. corymbosa is the source of this 2046-nucleotide messenger RNA. The record is from the annotation of a GenBank genome assembly. Lineage: Eukaryota; Viridiplantae; Streptophyta; Magnoliopsida; Gentianales; Rubiaceae.